AAGGUCUAGCCCUCUCUACACCAGCUCUGAUCUCUCUCUUCGCAGGUUCUUGCAAAGAUUGCUGUCUUUUUCUCUCAUUAUCUGCAAAAGUUGUAUUUCUCCUGAGAGGAAGCCAAUUUGAAAGACGCAGAGCUGCCGGGGCCUGGAUUUACAAUGUUAUCUUACAGAUUACUGGCUUUCUUUUCUCUUCUCGUUACUUCUAUCUUCUUUUCCUUCUCGCAAGCAGGGCCUCACUUUCCCACCACCCAAACACCGCCGAUUUCAGGGCAAGAUUUCGGGGAGGUAAAUGGGGGGUUGGUUUCUUGGGGGAAUAAAAGGUUUCUCGCCGAGGGGUCCAGUGAUGAAGCUCCGGUGAGCUCUUCUCUGGUGUUGGCGGCUGAGAGGACGCGCAGGAAAGACCCCCUUGAUGGGUUCAAGAAAUACACUGGAGGAUGGAACAUCAGCGAGCGCCAUUACUGGGCUUCUGUUGGCUUUACUGCUGCUCCGUUCUUUGUUAUUGCAGCUGCCUGGUUUCUGGUCUUUGGACUCACCUUAUCUCUCAUCUGCCUCUGCUAUUGCUGUUUUAGAAGGGAGCCUUAUGGCUAUUCUCAAGCAGCUUAUGCUCUCUCCCUUUGUCUCCUCAUACUGUUCACUGUUGCUGCAAUUGUUGGAUGUGUUGUUCUGUACACUGGUCAGGGGAGGUUUCAUGACAGUACGAGAAAAACAUUGGACUACGUUGUGAAUCAGGCCAAUGCUGUUGUCCAGCAACUUAGAGAUGUUUCAGAUUAUCUUGCUGCGGCUAAGCAAGUUGGAGUGCUCAAAGUUUUUCUACCAUCUAACGUCCAAACUGACAUCGACGACAUUGAAAGCAAGAUUAAUUCUUCUGCCACCACCCUUGCUUCUAAGACUCAGGAUAAUUCAGGAGAUAUAAAGGAUCUAUUGGAUUCCAUGAGAUUGGCUCUCAUCAUUCUUUCUGCUGUCAUGCUGGCCUUGACAUUUCUCGGGUUUGUAUUCUCAAUUUUCGGCAUGCAAUUUCUUGUCUACAUCUUGGUGAUCAUUGGAUGGAUACUUGUUACGGGUACAUUUAUUUUAUGCGGCGUAUUUCUUCUUCUUCACAAUGUGACUGCAGACACGUGUUUUUCAAUGAAUCAGUGGGUUGAAAACCCAACCUCACAUACAGCUUUAGAUGAUAUAUUGCCUUGUGUGGAUAAUGCAACGGCCCAGGAAACUCUAAGGCGUAGCAAGGAAGUCACUUCUCAACUCGUGGAUGUGAUCAAUGAGGCCAUCACCAAUGUCUCGAAUAUUAACUUGGCUCCUGCCUUUGCCCCAUUAUACUACAAUCAGUCUGGUCCUUUGCUGCCACUCCUGUGCAACCCCUUCAAACCUGAUCUCACGGACCGAGCUUGUACUGCCGGUGAAGUGGACUUGGACAAUGCAACAGAGGUGUGGAGAAACUACGUAUGUCAGGUUUCAGCGAGCGGGAUUUGCAUCACAACGGGCCGUUUAACCCCAACAAUCUACAACCAGAUGAUUUCUGGCGUAAACGUGAGCUUCGCUUUAUAUCAUUAUGGUCCAUUCCUAAUUGAUCUACAGGACUGCACCUUCGUUCGACAAACCUUUACCGAUGUAAGCAGUGAUCACUGCCCUGAUCUGAAGCAGUACAGCGAAUGGAUCUAUAUCGGGUUGGUGAUCGUCUCUGCUGCAGUUAUGCUCUCUCUGCUUUUCUGGGUUAUAUACGGGAGAGAGCGUCGACACCGUGCUUAUACAAAACAGCACGACGCCGAGUUUGCUGGAGCGUUUGAACGGGAGAAGAAUGGCUAGAAAACUCUCCCGUGCAUGUACAAGUUAAUAUUAGGCCGUUGCUAUGUGUCUAGUAACUUACCCUCCUCGAGUGUUAUUUGGCUUAUUGAAAUGGUAGCUUGUAGAGGUUCCAUUUGUUUACUACUGCAGAUUUCCAGAUGGUUUUGUGGCUAAUUGAUGGGUUUUACGUGGCCGUGUUGUUGUGGUGAUAUCAGAAUUCAGAAGUAUAAGCCAACUUGAUUUGCGGUUCUAGUUUACUUCCGACUGAACAA
Molecule: messenger RNA, 2051 nt
Organism: Diospyros lotus (date-plum)
Lineage: Eukaryota; Viridiplantae; Streptophyta; Magnoliopsida; Ericales; Ebenaceae
Exons: 9
Coding region: 154-1800 (548 amino acids)
Cellular component (GO): plasma membrane; plasmodesma
Source: RefSeq, a predicted model, not a curated record